Messenger RNA from Scylla paramamosain (green mud crab), 6695 nucleotides. RefSeq names its product homeobox protein prospero-like. Gene Ontology annotation, biological process: regulation of transcription by RNA polymerase II. The record is from RefSeq and is a predicted model, not a curated record. NCBI's taxonomy places the organism in Eukaryota, Metazoa, Arthropoda, Malacostraca, Decapoda, Portunidae. Gene Ontology annotation, cellular component: nucleus. Gene Ontology annotation, molecular function: RNA polymerase II cis-regulatory region sequence-specific DNA binding; DNA-binding transcription factor activity, RNA polymerase II-specific.
CGGAUGAACAAACAAGAUGCUCGUGCCGUCGCAGCCGCCGUCACCACCACCUCCUCAACCACCACCACCUCCACCACCACCACCACCACCACCACCACAACAACAACAACAACCUCCACCACCACCACCACCACCACCUCCACCACCUCCUCCUCCUCCAGUCUCCACAUUUCACAAUAAUCGGUCGUGGGACGCGGAGAGGAGUCUGGCGGCCUUUUGGAGAGCCACGAUCAGGGAAGGAGUGCCGAACAAUCAGCGGCCGCCUCCUCACUUCCCCUUCUCGGCCGCAAUGAACCACCACCUCCCCCCCGGCCAAGAAAGGUUGUUUGCGGCUCGUCACCACCAGGACCCGUUUGUCUGGAGUCAUGCGCCCAGACGACACACAGUCCUAAAAGGUGUACAGAGAUGCUUCCCACGACCCUUUAUGGACAAUCUCCGACCUCCCCAAUUCCGCGCACCGGAUGAGCCAAGCAGCCUGGUUGGUGGCUUAAGAAUCGGGACUCGUGACGUAGCGCCUCCGUAUUGGCCACCGCUACCUCUCGCUCCACCCACCCUGCAUCCUCCACCAAUCGGUGCGCUGCCUACUGCAAUGGCUCACGACGAAGAAAGCGAUUGCUUCAUGCUAGGAGAAAAGCUGUCGAAGAAACCGAAACGGAUCAGAACAAGAGUAGACGCCGGAGAGCCAAGGAACUCUUACUCGGCCUUCAGUAGUCUGCCCAACCUGUGUGGUGUUAGUGUUAAUGCAGUCAGGCCGGGAAGUGCUCCCAACCUCUUCAGUGCAAGUCAGUCUUUUUGUGGACUACCGUUUGUGAACUAUUUCAAUCCCCCACCCACGGCGGGUUCUCGCGGUAUGCUAAGUGAGUUAUUCGGCGCCCACACCAAGCCUGUGGCGCCCUGCCCGCCCGAAGACACAGUGGCAACCAUGGGUGUGUUGGACAAAGUGACAAGCUCGAACGUCCAUAGUGCUGAUGCUGUGAACUCGGUGAUUCGGGGACCAGAAGCAGAUAACGUACUCUUACGAGAAAUACUACAGGGGCGUAAAAGAGAAAUUCUUACUAUGGAGGAAAUAGAGGCCGCCCGUUCUUUACACAACAAUAAUAAUAGUUAUAAAGGUGCCGCGGAGCCAGUGGAGACCAGUAAUGAGGACACGAACGCUGCCAGGGAGGAAAGUGUGACCGCGGAAGAUCCUCGCUGCGAGUCUGAGGUGGAAGAGACCAUGAGUCAGAACAGCCCGCGCACAGACUCCCCCGAGCCCAGGAAGCGACUGGAGAACAUAGUGAGUGUGAUCCGCUCCUCGCCCACCCCGAACACCACGGUGAACGGCUGUAAGAAAAGGAAGCUGUACUUGCCUCAGCAACACGAGGCAAGAAACAGCUAUGACUCGCAGACGGAGGAGGGCGAGGCCGCGGCAGAGCCCGACAACAAGACGAGACGCCUGGAGGAGGAUGAGCAGGUAGAGUCGCGGGCGCCGGAGUCUGGUGAGGAGGGGGUACAGAUUGACUUGAGUGUCAGGCGGCGCUCCCCUGAGACUCAGCGGGCCCCCUCCCCCAAACCCCCAACCUCCACCUCUUCGAGUGACUCCAACGACGCCUCCUCCUACCUCCUAGAUUACGCCCAGCGCCUCCUCCGCACCCAGGAGGCGAGACAGAGAGAAAACGACUUGAAAAACUCAGACUUGACGGAAAAGCUUCAGCUGUUAAGAAAUCUAAAUCUCAACUCGCAGGUGACAGACCUCGAAGGCCUCGCCGACGUGCUGAAGACGGAAAUUACCGCUUCCCUGGCCGUCAUCAUCGACACCAUCGUCAACAAGUACGUGCAGCAGAGAAAGCUGUUGACCAAGCAGGCGGAGGUAGCGGCUGAGCAGCUUAACCGAGACAUUGCCUCGCAGCUGAUGGAGGGCUCCCGCUCUCCUCGCUCUCACAAGAUGCUCGACCGCACACCUCCCAACAUGCCAAGACUCAACGGCAUGCCCGCCCCCAACGGCCCCCUCAACCUGUCCCCGUACCCAGGGUCAGAAAACAGCCUAAACAACCUCAAUCUCCCUCACCUGCGGCCGAAUGUACAAGCCUCCUCACUUCUUCCAGGGAAGCUUACCCCCAUGGGUGGCAUGAUCCCCAGUGGGCAGACCUCCCCCUACGGUGGCAUGGAGCCCGAGCAGGAUGAGGCGCUGCCACUGGUUGUCACUCCCAAGAAGAAGCGCCAUAAGGUGACUGACUCCCGCCUGACGCCUCGCACAGUUGGCCGCCUCUUGGAGGACUUCCCCCGCUACGGAGGCCCCCUGCCUGGCAUGAUGGGCCCCGCGUCGCCCCGCAGUUCGCCUCCCCCUCCACCCAUGAGCCAUCACCCGCACCAUCGGCCGUCUUCCUUCCCCCAGCCCCCGCCGCUUCUGCCCGUCUCCCUCCCCACCUCAGUAGCCAUCCCCAACCCAUCUCUACACGAAUCCAACCUCCUGUACCCCGGCUACUACAGCACCCACCGGCCGUCAUCACCUCUAGAUGGACGGCGUGACGAGUCUCCAGCGGGUCCUCCGCCUCCACACCACCAUCCGCUCCUCCAUCCAGCGCUGCUCGCAGCUUCCUCACCCGACACCUUCUCUCGCUUCCUGCACGGCGCCGAUCACGACCGGGCCUCCGACUGCUCUCCAGCAGACCCACACUACGACGGAGUCCAGCCUACUAUAUCCUUUUAUUCGCCUCAACAAGCUGCCUUUCAAGAUCCAAUACUCAGUUGCUGCGCUCCUUUCCUUGUCGCGUCCUCUGCCUCCGAGACGCUGGGGCUGGGAAGGAAACCGCCAGGAGGGAGAAGCCUUAACCUCCCUGGCCCUGAAGAAAGUAUGUUAACGCACUCCAGCACACUGACGCCGAUGCAUCUCCGCAAAGCGAAGCUCAUGUUCUUCUUCGUGCGGUAUCCCUCGUCGUCAGUGCUCAAGACCUACUUCCCAGAUAUCAAGUUUAACAAGAACAACACUGCCCAGCUCGUCAAGUGGUUCUCCAACUUCCGGGAGUUUUACUACAUCCAGAUGGAGAAGUACGCGAGACAAAGCUUGAGCGAAGGAAUUAAGAAUGCGGACGACAUCUCCGUCACAUUUGAAUCGGAGAUCAUCCGCGCCUUAAAUCUCCAUUACAACCGCAACAACCACCUUGAGCAGAUCCCCGAGCACUUCAGGUACGUUGUCGAACAGACGCUGCGGGAAUUCUUCAAGGCCAUCCAGGAGCAGAAGGACCAGGAACAGUCUUGGAAGAAGGCGAUCUACAAGAUCAUCGCGCGUCUGGACGAGCAGGUGCCCGAGUACUUCAAGUCUCCGACGUUCCUGGAGCAGUUGGAGUAGCGGUGACGUCCCGCCCCGGUCGGGCGACACCCGGCCUCGGCGGCCGCGCCAACCGCUCCCCCUUUCUCAGCUGCAGACUUACCUGCAGCAACCUCUGCUAUCACCUCAGUUACAGCUGCAACAGCUGUAACAACCUCAACUGCAGUAACCUCAGUUGCAGCAACCUCAUCUGCAGCACCUUUAGCUGCAGUAACCUCAGCUGCAACACCAGCAACCUCAGCUGUCACCUCAGCUGCAACACCACCGGCUGCAGCAACCUCAGCUGCCACUUCGGCUGCAACACCUAGAAGAUAGAGAUUCUGUACAUACCAGUGAGUGAGCGGCCUAAGGCUGGACUAUCAGAGGAAGACAUGUUCAGAGAAGGCUAAGAUGGAGGACUGUUAUAUGGGCAUUCUUUUAUUAUUAUCAUGAUACAAAUAUUGAAGGUGCAUGUCUCAAAUUUUGUCCAAAUGUUGUAGCCUUGAUUUAUUGUGAAUAUCUAUGAGACAAAGCAUUUGUGCCUUUCCAUGCCUUCCAGUAACAAUGAUGAGAUCUUUCCGACAGCCCAGUGUACCCAAUUUGUAUAUAGUUUACUUCUGUUUCCCUUGUUUGUUUGGUUCCUCGAGCCAGAGGAUGUCAUGUGAACUCGCGGCCAUGUGAGCCCGCCCGGGCGUGCUGCCUCGGCCCCGACACCCUCCCAGGGCCCUGGGCCACCAUGUUCCAGGCCUCUCCCUCGCCAGGGUUGGGGCCACCCAUUACCCUCGCCACUGGGGGCGCCUCCCCCCUCCUAACUGCACCACACUUCUCAAGUCAUGCACUGUGUUGCAUGCACGAGUCUCCUAGUCACAUGCUAGCUAUCCAGGUCCUAGUUUAUUUGAUCUGAUUAUUUUGAUUUUUUGCACUGAUUCUCAAGUAAGGCUCCUAGUUUUAAGUCAUGCAUGUAGGAUAGUUGUUGAUGGUGGUUCCCAGUUACCAAGUUAUAAUAGCCAACCACACAGUCAAGCCCAUACACUCCAUAGUCUGGCCCCGGGGGCACACACACUGGCCGGGGCCUCAGCUGGCUGCAGGUAGCGGAACCCUGUAUGGAUGCUGCCAGUCCCACACCACAAGAGAACGUCAGUGUCCUACUGCGCCCGCGCCGCCCCCCUCUCACCACAAGAAGGCAAUACCCCAAGUCACAGACACUUGCUCACAACCACCUGUGUUAGGCGAGUUACCUGCGAGCAUAAGACAAACCAAAGUGGCCUUGCUUUGUGGUGGUCGUAAACUAAGAUUGACUGCAAGAAGACAUCGUAUGUGAGAUCUAGUCACAUGAAUGAAUCUCUGGUCUGUUGUGAUGCAGACCAAAGCAUAAUCAGUUAACUAUGUUGAGAAACCUGACCCAAAGUAUGAAUAUCAAAGUGAUCUCGAGACUGCUCAGAUCUGACUAACCUUUUCCUCUUCUGUAGUGCAUUCUACUCGACUAACAAAUUUACUAACCAAUAUGGUGUUGGGAUUUCUGUUCUUGAGGCUUUGUAGAUAGAAGCAACCUAUCUAUCUCAAAGCUUCCUCCACUAAUGCAAGUUGUUUAUAAUUACGAAACCAAAAGACACAUGGACAGUUAUAUUGUCAAACAAAUGUAUUAGCAGAAGUCACAAGUGGAUUUUUGUUGGUGUAGUCGUGGUGGUGUAGCCCCGCUCCGUGGCGCAGCGUCGCAGCCCUGGCCUCAGUGUAGGGAAGGCUCUAUACCGCCCUCAGUACAGUUCAGUGUUCUUUGUCAGUACAGUUGUGUGAACAUGCAGAGCUAGUUGGCAGUGUAUUGUCUCUGGCAGUCUAUUAUGCUCAUGUCAUUUUUUACUUUAUUUGUUUUUGGUAUUUGCUAUUGUAUGCUAUUCCAUACGCCAUAGACAUUACAUAAGACAUCAUGGUAAUAAUGCUUUUCAAACCAAAACUUUGGUGCUAAAUGUACAACCGUGUUAAUCGUCUGGUACUUCCAUUUAGGCGUUUUUAUUACAUUCCAUAAUGUAGUUUGUGUGAGUCAGACUAGGCUGCAGCAGCUGGUGCCCGCCCGCCGCCGCACCAGCAGGUCACAGCUCCCGCAGACCCGUACCAGAAACAUCAAAUUAGGCACCUUAGAAAUGGGUAGUGAUGUGAUUGCUUUUGUAUAAGGAUUGUUUCUCUAUUGAUUGUGAACUUAAGUCUUUUAAUGCUAUAUUUUCUUAAAUCAAAUUUUGAGGUUUUUAAAGGGAUUGUAAACAUUUCAUAAUUAUCUUAUGAAAUCCAAAACAUUUUUUUCCUGGUAUUUCUGCUUCUUUCUUUAUUUUCCACUAACCCCAGCUGACCUGUGUACGGGUUAGCAGCAACCAAACCAAUGUUUUUUUUCCAGUCUAGUCCAUACCUUAGAAUGUAAAAGAACAGUUAAGUGUUUGCUUCCAGAAGCUAGUUUGUAAUGAGGUCCAUCUGACAGGGUCGGCAUCAACAGAUGUCGAUGAGUCACUGAGUCAGGGGACCGUGGUUAAAGUAUUCCAUAGUUAUGAAUCAGAGCUAUUCCAUGUUUGAUUUGGUGUUACAUGUUCUCUCCCAGUUCACUACAGGCUUGUUGUACCCGUUGAUGAUGCUAUUGAUGUCCAUUCUCUCGGCAUCUUUGUCGAGGCAAUUGAACGAUUCAGUCCUGACCCCUGCCCAGACGGCACACAGCGCCCCGCCGGGCUCAGGACUGGAUGGAAUGAUAAACUUUCUGGUGUUUUACGAAGCACUGGUUCUGUGGGGAUAUACUGCAACAGCAGGAACACAAGACCAAACCGAAGGCAAAAUUAUCAAGUAUAAAGUUUGUGGACCCCUAUGCCCCAUCACUUGGUGCUUUCCCUCCCUCCCUCCGCUUCCCACCCAUGCUUCCCCACCCCCUGUACAGAGCAGCCUACAAGGUGCCACGCUGGCUGCCUCACCACAAGCCUCAGCCUGGUGCCAACAUGGGCCGCACCACAGUUCACCACGGCUGGUACCACCUGGGCUGGGGGUGAAACACAAACUUUCCACACAAAAUUUAAAGCAGUUGUCAACAGCACUAACCGGAAGGGUCGCCUUGGUAAACGUCCAGUGUUUCAAGUGCCUUGGUCUUACAUUUCGAUAGAGGGCGGCCCUGUUUUUCACUACAAUCUCCCCAUGGAGCUUUCAGUGCUUUCAGCAUUCCAUGUGAAGUGUUGAUUUAUGCCAAUAGAAGCUUUUUUCAGUUUCUGUUGGAUUUAUAGGAAGACAAAAAUGGUUUAGUUUCUAAAGAUGAAAUGUUUAAAGUUUAAUUUAUUGAUUUAUUUAAAAUGUGCACCUAGCAUUAUGUGUUUUGCAUAUAUAACAUAUAUUCAAUUAUUAUAGAAUGUACUAGUUUGUAGACAUAAAUACGAUUCAAACCGAA